Molecule: messenger RNA, 2062 nt
Organism: Amaranthus tricolor (Joseph's coat)
Lineage: Eukaryota; Viridiplantae; Streptophyta; Magnoliopsida; Caryophyllales; Amaranthaceae
Product: dimethylnonatriene synthase-like
Exons: 2
Coding region: 61-1671 (536 amino acids)
Biological process (GO): defense response to other organism
Molecular function (GO): monooxygenase activity; oxidoreductase activity, acting on paired donors, with incorporation or reduction of molecular oxygen; iron ion binding
Source: RefSeq, a predicted model, not a curated record
UAUUUUUCACCCUCAAAACCCCAAAUUCAUCAUUUUAAGUUUACUUUCACAAGAAAAAAAAUGCAAUAUUUUGUUUCAUAUUGGCAAAUAAUUUUUGUAAUUACUUUCUUUUUAUUAACUUUGUUUCCUACACUCUUAAGUGCACUAACUUUGAAAAAAAAUAAAAAUGUGAAACAUAAUUGUUCACCACUUCCUCAACCACGAGGGGCGUUACCAUUCAUAGGGCACUUGCAUCUCUUAGGAGGUAAACAAACCAUAGCCCGAACCCUCGGCGCUAUGGCCGAUGAGUGUGGGCCAAUCUACUUGCUCCGACUCGGCCAACAACAAGCCGUUGUGUUGUGUUCAUGGGAAAUGAUAAAAGAUUGUUUCACAAACAAUGAUGCAGUAACAGCAACACGGCCUAAUAUGGCUUUUAGUAAACACGUUGCUUAUGAUUACGCAUCAUUCGCCAUUUCUCCUUAUGGAAAAUAUUGGCGUGAUAUUAGAAAGAUUUCAACUGUUGAGCUUUUAUCUAAAAAAAGACUCGAACAAAUGAAACAUGUUCGAAAUGCUGAGAUAAAUUCUUUCAUCAAAUAUUUGUUUAAGAAAUGUCAAAAACAUGUUGAACAUAACACGUUACAAAGUGGUGUGAUUUCACUUUGUAAGUGGUUUGAGUAUAAUAGUUUUAACAUCGUUAUACGAAUGAUAGUAGGGAAAACAUUUUCUCCUGAUGCAUACGAAAAAAAUGGCACAUUGCCAUCGCAAUUUAAGAAGUUAAUUGGUAAGGCAACAUAUGUUGCUGGUGUUGCUAUUCCUUCCGAUUUUGUGACAUGGUUAGAAUGGUUCGAUUUUGUGGGAUACAUUAAGUGUAUGAAGGAUGUUCAUAAGGGAAUUGAUAUGAUCAUUGGACAGUGGGUUGAUGAGCAUAUACAAAGAAGGAAAGAACAAGAAAAUGUUACUUAUGAGGAUGGUGAUUUCAUGGAUGUGUUAUUGUCAAACAUAGGUGAAGGAUGUAUCAUGUCCGGCUAUACUAGAGAGGUCGUCAUCAAGGCAACAUCAUUGAUACUACUAUUGACCGGGUCAGAAAGCACCUCGAUCACAUUAACAUGGGUUGUGUCACUGCUACUUAACCAUCCAGAGGCACUAAAGAAAGCCCAAGAAGAAUUGGACCACAUUGUUGGUAAAGAAAGAUGGGUAGAAGAAUCAGACACACCAAAUCUACCGUACCUACGAGCCAUCGUAAUGGAAACACUUCGUUUGUACCCACCAUCACCCUUGGCGGGUCCAAGAGAGGCGUCCGAAGAUUGUUACAUAGACGGCCACUUAAUCCCAAAAGGAACUCGCAUAAUAGUCGAUAUUUGGAAAAUACAUCGUGACCCUCGAGUGUGGUCUAGGCCGAAUGAUUUUCGACCAGAAAGGUUCCUUGUGGAGAAUACGAGUAUUGACUAUAAGGGGGUAUGUUUUGAGUACAUCCCUUUUUCUUUGGGUAGGAGGGCUUGCCCCGGGAUGACUUUUGGGUUACAAGUGGUGCACUUAACUUUGGCCCGUUUGAUCCAAGGAUUUGAUAUUCGGGCCGAGAAAAGGGGCCCAAUUGAUAUGUCAGAGGCUUUAGGCCUUGCUAUGCCAAGGAAAAGCCCAUUACAUGCUAUUCUUGCAACCCGGAUGCCUGUCGAGAUGUAUGAUGCCUUGUAAAGCCACUAUGAUAAAAAAUAAAUUAAAAAAAAAAAUGAUCUAUAAGAAUGUCUUUCUGUAAGAUGAUCUUAAAAUAAAAAGCUUAUAUACAAAUAAUUGUAUUAUUUGGGCUAAUCAACUCAUGUAUUAGGAGUAUCUCAUGGUAAGACCGUCUCACACAAGAAUUUGUGCGAAUGUCAACGUUUAAGUUGCUUAUAAUAUUAUCCUUUCCUCUCGUUGAGAUUGCUAAAUAUUUUCUCAAGAGUUUUCACGUAGAAAUGUAUAAUGUAGCAUUGUCAAUGGUACAGAGGAAUACUCCUUUCGUGUCUUUGUUAAAUUUUAUGUUCUUACAUAACAUCUUUUAUGGAGAAAUAAAAUAAACUUAACGGUUAUAAAAGAUAAAAUUAAACAA